Messenger RNA from Oncorhynchus gorbuscha (pink salmon), 1675 nucleotides. RefSeq names its product zinc finger protein 239-like. The transcript has a single exon. Lineage: Eukaryota; Metazoa; Chordata; Actinopteri; Salmoniformes; Salmonidae. Gene Ontology annotation, biological process: regulation of transcription by RNA polymerase II. Gene Ontology annotation, molecular function: DNA-binding transcription factor activity, RNA polymerase II-specific; RNA polymerase II cis-regulatory region sequence-specific DNA binding. The record is from RefSeq and is a predicted model, not a curated record. The annotation marks the transcript as partial.
CCUCAUGAUGCUGACGAGGCAGAGAAGAGUUCCUCCAGAUCAGAACACCUCAAGAAACACCAGCAGAGACCCACAGGGAAGAGAACUCACCGCUGCUCUGACUGUGGGAAGAGAUUCACCUCGUCAGCAGACCUCAAAAGACAUCAGAGAAUCCAUACAGGAGAGAAACCUUAUAGCUGUGCUCAAUGUGGGAAGAGAUUCACCACCUCAUCAGGCAUUAAAAUUCACCAGAGAAUCCACACAGGAGAGAAACCUUUUAGCUGUGCUCAAUGUGGGAAGAGAUUCACCACCGCAUCAGGCAUUAAAAUUCACCAGAGAAUCCACACAGGAGAGAAACCUUUUAGCUGCUCUGACUGUGGAAAGAGUUUUGGUACUUCAGGAUGUUUGAAAUCACACCAGAGGACACACACAGGAGAUAAAUCUUAUAGCUGUGAUCAAUGUGGGAAUAGUUUUACUAAAGCUGGCAGUCUGACUAAACAUCAGAGAACACACACAGGAGAGAAACCUUUUAGCUGCCCUGACUGUGGAAAGGGUUUUGGUACUUCAGGAUGUUUAAAAUCACACCAGAGAACACACACAGGAGAUAAACCUUAUAGCUGUACUCAAUGUGAGAAGAGUUUUACUCAGUCAACCAGCCUGAUAUCACACCAAAGAACACACACAGGAGAAAAACCUUAUAGCUGUACUCAAUGUGGGAAGAGUUUUACUCAGUCAGGUGGCCUGAAAUCACACAAGAGAACACACACUGAGGAGACAGCUUAUGGCUGUACUCAAUGUGGGAAGAAUUUUGUAUCAAUUGGCUAUCUGAAGAGGCACCAGAGAACACACACAGGAGAUAAAUAUUUUUGCUGUGAUCAAUGUGUGAAGAGUUUUGGUACAUCUGGCUAUCUGAAGAUACACCAGAGAACACACAGGAGAGAAACCUUAUAGCUGUGAUCGAUGUGGAUUCUGAUAAACGAUCUGAUAAAACAUUAGAAAAUACAUACAUGAAGGAGUUGUUUCCUGAUAUCAAUUAAAUAAUGUCACAAUGUAGAAUGUUUAUACAUUGUAGUAGGAGUAUUUUAAUGAUGUCACAAUGUAGAACCCUAAAUGUUUGUCCCCUAUUCUAUUGAGUUGGACACGUUAAAACUGUGUUUUGACAUUGGGCUAUCCCACCCUAGCAAAAUGUUAUUGAAAAUAAGACUAUGCCCGACGUCCAGUACACGUUUGGUUUUAGUUGAGAGGAUUUUGUUUUUUCAACGUACUUGCAGCCUGAACACAUGGACGCAGUAUAAUAAAUGGGUCUAUAAUCAAUUUUAUUAUUAAUCCGACAUCACUCCAGUAUUUAUUUACAACAUCAAAGUGCUAAUUGUCUUUAUUCCACUACUGAAGAAGCAUGACUCAAAUAACCUCAUAUUUCAAACAUUCAGUCUGACAAAAGAUACAUAUUUUAUUAUUCCAUGCCUCACCACUGUUAAUUAUUGCCAAUACAUAUUAACAAAGGGGUGUACAUUUGGUAUUUAUAUUUCAUACUUACAUUAGUAAUCAUAUUUAUUUAAGCAACCAACUGACAAUUUUUGGGUACAAUUACAGUUGAAGUCGGAAGUUUACAUACACUUCGGUUGGAGUUAUUAAAACUAGUUUUUCAACCACUCCACACAUUUCUUGUUAACAACCUAUAGUUUUGGCAAGUCGG